AUGGAAAUAACAUUUUCUGAACUUGGAUUGACACUUAAAGAGUUUGUUUUAAGCUAUCAACAUAGAGUUAUUCUGCAUAAUUCUGUUUUAAUUGAAAAGGUAAAAUUAUUAGCAACAGGAUUAGGUGAAGUAGCAUCAGCAAAUGAAGUUUCUAUUGAAGAGACACUUCCAUUAUUACAAAAUAAAUACGUAGAUUAUUCUCCUGAAUGA
Diversispora eburnea is the source of this 210-nucleotide messenger RNA. Lineage: Eukaryota; Fungi; Glomeromycota; Glomeromycetes; Diversisporales; Diversisporaceae. The record is from the annotation of a GenBank genome assembly.